GCUUUCUGCUGCUGGAGUUGAGCUGCGCUGGGCGGUGCUUUUUGCUUUUUGCUGUCGGGGCUGAGUUGAGUUGAGCUGCGCUGGGAGGCGCUUUCUAUUGCUGGAGCUGCUUUGGGCGGUGCUUUCUGCUUGUGGAGCUGAGCUGAGCUGAACUGCGCAGCGCUGGGCCGGGCCGGGCUGGGCUAGGCUAGGCUGGGCUAGACUAAGCUAAACUAAACUAAGCUGGGCUGGGCUGCGUGCGGACGGACGGGACGCGGCGAUGGGGUCGCCCCGGGUUUGAUGCUUUGACAGGUGCCCGACGCCAGGCAGCUCCUUCCCCCCCCCCCCCCUAGAAAGAAAGCAUGUUCGCCAAAAGCAAAGGCUCGGCGGUGCCCUCGGACGGACAGGCACGAGAAAAGUUGGCUCUGUACGUGUACGAAUAUCUGCUUCAUGUCGGGGCACAGAAAUCUGCACAGACCUUCCUCUCAGAGAUACGAUGGGAGAAAAAUAUUACAUUAGGAGAACCUCCUGGGUUUCUACACUCCUGGUGGUGUGUAUUUUGGGAUCUUUACUGUGCAGCUCCUGAAAGACGAGACACGUGUGAACAUUCAAGUGAAGCAAAAGCCUUUCAUGAUUAUAGUGCAGCAGCGGCACCAAGUCCAGUGCUUGGAAACAUUCCACCCAGUGACGGGGUACCAGGCCCUAUUCCUCCGGGAUUUUUUCAGGGACCCCCAGGUUCUCAACCCUCGCCACAUACACAGCCGCCUCCUCACAAUCCUAACAACAUGAUGGGACCCCACAAUCAGCCUUUUAUGUCACCACGAUACGCAGGAGGUCCAAGACCCCCAAUCAGAAUGGGAAGCCAGCCUCCAGGUGGUGUUCCCGGUGCACAGCCAUUGUUACCAAACGCACUGGAUCCCACACGACAGCAAGGACAUCCUGGUAUGGGUGGGCCAAUGCAGAGAAUGAACCCUCCUCCACGAGGGAUGGGCCCAAUGGGACAGCAGUCUGAUCCUUGGUUAUCGUUGCAGAACUAUGGCGGUUCAAUGAGACCUCCACCCAAUUCAAUAGGUCCCGGCAUGGCUGGAAUGAACAUGGGUCCCGGGGCUGGACGACCAUGGCCUAAUCCUUCUAAUGCUAACUCAAUUCCGUACUCCUCUUCGUCUCCUGGUACAUAUGGGGGGCCCCCUGGUGGCGGAGGUCCUCCAGGAACACCGAUAAUGCCAAGUCCAGCAGAUUCCACAAAUUCCAGUGACAACAUGUACACAAUGAUUAAUCCCGUUCCACCUGGAGGAAGCCGGUCAAAUUUCCCACUGGGGCCUGGCUCUGAAGGUCCCAUGGGUGGAAUGGGCGGAAUUGAGCCACUUCAUAUGAAUGGAUCAUUAGGAUCAGGCGAUAUGGACGGGAUCCCUAAGAAUUCUCCCAACAACAUGAGCAGCAUUACCAAUCCUCCAGGCACUCCAAGGGAUGAUGGUGAAUUAGGAGGCAAUUUUCUUCACUCCUUCCAAAAUGACAACUAUUCCCCCAGCAUGACGAUGAGCGUGUGAUUUUUCCCCUUCCCCCUUCUCCAGGACCAGAAUGAUGAGACAGCUGCCCUUUGGAAGAUUAAAGAACGUAUGCAAGAAGCAGUUCAACGUGUUGACGAGGAACUGGGGGCAAAACCCCAAUUUUGAGUUUCACACAAGAAAAAAGCUGAACUUCUUUAAUUCCAUAAACAUGAAGGACAACAAAAAAGAAUCAAGACAUAAAACCCUUCUCCUGGAAGGACUGUACGUUACACAUCGCAUCUUUUUGAAGCAAAGACAAAAAUGUAAACGCCUCUAGCACCCGAACAGACCUCUUCCGCUUCAUCCUCUGAACCCAUGUAUCUUUGUGCUGAACUGAAUAUGGCGCUAGUCUAGGUAUAAGAUCCGAUGUUGUCCAUAUUGUAGCCAUUUUAACUGGGACGUUUACACAAUGUGGUUUACUUUCGAAGGCCUAUUAUUUGGUGGCACAGAUUAUUUUUUUUCUUGCUUCUGUGAGACUUCCCCCGCCAGGUGCAAGGUGUUAAUCAGUUGUUGUUCCAUACCUGUGUAACUGAACGAUGAUAUGCCCAGUGGGUUCCAGUUUGAGAGGAGCGUACAUCUUUUCCCCCCAAAUCUCAUUAUUCUCUAACCUCCCGAAAUCCAACCCAACCCCCACCCCCUGCGCCCACACGUAUGUGCAUACCUCAAAGGUGGGUUGCUUCAUUCCUCUGUUACUUUAUUGAUCCAGAGGAAAACUCCACACGUGAGAAAGAGACAACUACAGACGUGAUUGAAAUAGAGGAAAAUAAACAGUUUUAAUGGCACUGCAAUGAUGCUGGGAUCUCUGUACAAUUACACACUACCUGUAGAUGGUCUUUUGUUUAAACCCACUUCUAUACAAUGUGUAUCAAGUUAUGUAAAAUAUUAUCUUGCCUGGACAACCCUUGUGCUGAUUCUUGAUAACAUUGUAGCUGUUCUGUGUUUCUUACCUUGUAGUCUGGUUAUAAAAAAGAAAAAAAUCUACAAUGUAGUUUUGUGUUCAAUAUUUGUUGCUAAUGUUUUAUUGAGGGUUGUUUUUUCUGCAACCCUUUACAGAGUUUUCAGGAACGUCAACUGUGUUGUUGUGCUGACUGCAGGUUAUGGGAUGUUAACAUACUUUGUUUUUGUUUGGGGGGAGGGGUGGUGGGGGUUGGGGGCAAUAGCAGGAUCUUUCUAAAUGAAUUGCCUUUUUAGAUGUGUUUCAAAUCAAUCUAACUGUGUUUAGCUGUAGAGUUGCUGAACGAGUAUGUAAAUCUCCUAUUUGCAGUCAGAUCGGAACAUACUGAUGAAAUUUUGGUGUUUUAUUGUAGAUUUCAGUCUCCAGGAAAUCGUGCAUUUUAAACUGAGAAAAAGACAAGUCUGGCAAAUGUAAUUUUACAAAUUCGCUAAAUUAUUGUCUUCAUUGGGAUGGUUUUGAAUGAAACGGUUCUUUUCUCCAAUGCUGUAAUAAAUAUAAACAUAAAACUUAAUUUUGAUUCUUUUCUGUUAACUUGUUGAACAUUUGCUAUCGUCAUAAUUGUUGGAAGAAAAGCUGAUAUUUCCUGUACCUCAUGUUUAAAGGAUUUUUUAAAUAUGUACAAGAAGCUAUUUAAAUUAUUUCCAAAGUGUACUGUUCAUAAUACUGAAGUGCAGUUGGCUGUGGCAGAGCUGGGUGUGUGUUUAAAAAGGAUCAUGCUGUCAUCAACUCAUGAAAGAUGGGAAAGCUCUCUGUCACACCAGGAAACGCUCUUUUAAACUGUCCCCUGAAUGAUGCAAAGGAAAUAGAUUUUGAAAGCAGCAAGCUGAGAGAACUGUGGGCUGAAUUGUCAAAUAUACACCACGUAAGUGUGCACAAAAGGCACAAAUGUGAAGCAACGCAGUCCAUGUAACAGUGUAGGUUGCAUCUGAAACCAGACCAGGAUGAUGCUGUCAUUCUGUCAUCUUGGUUGUGCUUAAAAAGGGUUUGGGAAGACUUGGCUCAAUUUGGAGGCCACAUUAUCUGCAAGGUAGACAAAAUUGGCUCAAAGAAUACAAGAUCUUUUGGGAAAUUUAAAUCUUGCAGUAGUGCAGCAGAUUGUUUGGUUAAAUGGAUACAAUAAAAGUCUGAUCAGAAAUGUAUUCCUGCUUAAUGUGAAGCAGCUGAGUUGUCUUAGGAGUCUUUUAAAGGCAAAAGGUCUUUUAUUGGCAUCUUUGCUACUAAGUUGAGGAUGUUUAUUAAUGAUGGAUGCCUAAAUUAGGAAGUAUCAUGUUUUAUUCUCGAGUAUUAACAUUUGUAACCUCCAGUGUAACAGUCAUGCUUUAAAUGAUGAGGCAAAGGCCAAGCCCUACCUACUUGGAGAAAGUGUUUUUGAAUCGAAAGCUGCAAUGGACUGCACUAGGGAAGUGAACUUUAAAAUUAACAAUUUUGGAAUUGAAUUCUGGAAGUUAGAAAUGGGUAUCAGAAACAAUGGCAACAUUUUCCAUCCCUUAGACGAAUUGUAGAUUUUUAUGUAGGAAUUUGGCCCAAUGCAGCAAUGUUUAUGUUGACAUUACACCAGUGCCAUCUAUCACUAUUCAUUUCCCCUACACUUGUAUAUUUAUUUUCAAAACUGAUUCAUUUUCAAGUGAAUGCAACCUUUGCCAUUGUGUAACUUUGAAUAUCUUUUGAUAUUCAAUGGACUUAUUCAUACAGAAAAAAACAAAUGACACUGAUCCAAAAUGAAAAUGGGUGUUUUAAGGGAAUGAGAAUUAAGUGAAAGUGAUGAUCUUGUCUACAUAUUUUGCCUGAGCAUAUUCUCCUGCAAGCAUCAGGUGACUUCACUGAUAUAUAUAUGCUUUAUAAUUAAUGAAGCAAUUAUGCAACUAGAAUAGAGACCGACAAACUAGCAAAAAUGCAAUUGUCGGGAAUAAGUUGAAAACAGAUGCACACGUGUUGAAAUAUAAUACAAAGUGAGAGAUGCAUAAAGAAAAAUGAGCUGAAGUAAAUAUUAAAAUUAAAUAUUACGACAAGUUGGUCGUGCAUGAAAAAUUGAAGAAACUGAGAAAGGAAAGAACAAUCAGAGUAACAAACUGAUAGAAUGUGGUUAGGUAUAUGCAUUUUCAGAACUUUACAAUGGGCUACAUAAUUUUGACAUUAAUGUAAAUAGACCUCCAUUUUUUCUAUUAUCUGUGCAUGAUACUGCAUGGAAUGACCGAGACAACAAUAAUAAUAUGAUGAAACAACCUUUUGUAAUUUGUUAACCAAUGGAACAUUCACUGUAACAGUGAAGUACAAUUGUUGGAAACAGGACAAAUGAUAUUAUGGAUGAAGUUGGUAAAAUUAAAUAAUUUAAAGUUUUGAUGUGUUUGUUUUCUGAAGACAAUACAAAACAUGGAACGGUAUUGAAGAAACUUACUUAAAGAACCAUGGUCUAGUCAUUUUGAAUAUUGUAAAGUUUAGGAGAGGAGGUAUAAUGUAUGAAUAAAAUAAAGUUAUUAAUCUCCAACUUUGCAUAUUAUAAGAUGAACAGGAAGUUCUCAUUUUGAAAUGUUCAUUAAAGUAAAAAUAAUUAUUUAAUUAUUUGUUCCUUUUGAUGAAAUUCUACACACUGUUCUAUAAUUUAAAGUAUAUAAUGACAAAACUUUCUUGUAUUUAUAACAGUGCUGCCCUGGGGAAACUGCACAGCUGUAAUAAAACUCAAACUUU
This is a messenger RNA of Amblyraja radiata (thorny skate), 5166 nucleotides long. RefSeq names its product single-stranded DNA-binding protein 3. The coding region runs from base 342 to 1526 and encodes 394 amino acids. Gene Ontology annotation, molecular function: single-stranded DNA binding; protein binding. The record is from RefSeq and is a predicted model, not a curated record. The transcript has 18 exons. NCBI's taxonomy places the organism in Eukaryota, Metazoa, Chordata, Chondrichthyes, Rajiformes, Rajidae. Gene Ontology annotation, cellular component: nucleus. Gene Ontology annotation, biological process: positive regulation of transcription by RNA polymerase II.